AUCAAUUUAUAACCAUAUUAUAUAUUACCUUUGUUUAGUAUACAAAUUAAGUUGUAAAUUCAUUGAUUAAUUUUAUCAAAUUUAUGUUUUCCGAGGUAUCCUAAUUUAGCUAGUGCCGCUUAUUUGACAUAAGACUUACACCUUUCGAUCGAAGUGCAAGUCAAAUAAAGAUGAAGUUCCUUAUCCUGUCUCUGUUCGUGGCGGUCGCCACCGCCUCCGCCGAGGUCCCGACCAGGCCCCAGGCCCUCCCCGUGCAGGCGCCCUCCAAGCUGCCCGUGCUCCCUGAGGUUGCCCCUGCCCCCGUGUCUCUGCCCGCCCCUGCCAUGCCCGAAGUUGCCCCUGCCCCUGCACCAGUGUCUCUGCCUGCUCCUGCCAUGCCCGUAGUUGCCCCUGCCCCUGCCCCCGUGUCUCUGCCCGCCCCUGCCAUGCCCGAAGUUGCCCCUGCCCCUGCCCCAGUGUCGCUGCCUGCUCCCGCUAUGCCCGUGGUUGAGGCUCCUGCCCCUGCCCCAGUGUCUCUGCCCGCUCCUGCCAUGCCUGUAGUCGUACCUGCCCCUGCCCCAGUCGUCCUUCCUGCCCCAGCCAUGCCUGUGGUCGUGCCUGCUCCCGCUCCGGUCGUCCUGCCCGCGCCUUCCAUGCCCGUGGUCGUACCUGCCCCUGCCCCAGUGGUCCUGCCCGCGCCUUCCAUGCCCGUGGUCGUACCUGCCCCCGCUCCAGUGGUCCUGCCCUCUCCUGCUAUGCCGGAAGUGGUCGUCCCCGCCCCUGUAGAACCUGAGGUGCUGGAGCCCGCUGUGGUCGAGCCUGAGGUGGCCUCCGUGCCCACCGGCGAGGUGUACAACGACGGUACUGUCUCCGUGACGGUGAACGCGCCCGCGCAGCCCUCGUACUACGAGAGCCUCAGUAGCUGGUUCAGCAUGGUCAUCAACUACUUCAACAACGGAGUCGUCGCGUCCUCUCAGCAGAUUGUUUAGAGAUUGGUGGUGAAAUAAAUAUAGAUCGCUGAUGUGAAAA
This is a messenger RNA of Plutella xylostella (diamondback moth), 1008 nucleotides long. RefSeq lists its product as uncharacterized. The record is from RefSeq and is a predicted model, not a curated record. NCBI's taxonomy places the organism in Eukaryota, Metazoa, Arthropoda, Insecta, Lepidoptera, Plutellidae.